GAAAUCAUGAUGCGGGGUUUACACCCUUCUAAUGCAGGGGAACUCCCUAUGACCCGGAAUAUGCCAUUUUCUACAAAAACCAUGCCUAGCAAGACACACAACCGCAAUAUGACUGGAAUCUAUUUGGGUCUUGAAGGCAACAUUAAACCUCCAGCUUCAAGAUCACCAAAUGUCCCAGUUAUAGCCCGGGGGAGAGGGAUGUCCCAGAGGAUCAGAACCCCAACAGAGCAGAGACGAUAUAAAAUGGUGGAACAGUUACGCAUUAAAGAAGAGAAGAGGGGCUUUGUAGGACAACCACUCAAGAGUGCUAGGAGGUCACAUUCAGCCUUUGACCCAGAGGAGAGGAGGAAAGCCGUGGGGGCUCCCGAGAUUCUCCCCCCAGCGGAUAUGAGCCCGAGGACUGCCGCAGCCAGAAAAUGGGGCCCAGGAAAGGCAGUGGACAGGAACCAUUUUUAUGACCUCAUCAAAACGAAUCCCCGCAACUAUACAGUGGUGGUAAAUAACGGAGUGACACGAUCAGAAAACCUGUCUGGACUGAUGAGUUUUUCCAUGGAUCAUCCGGACGGUAUCCCGCAAAUGGUGGACACUCUCGCUGAAGAGGUCAACAGAAUCUCAGCAAAAGAAGAGGAGGCAGUAGGCCUGGAGGAAUGUUUCAAGAAAGUCUGCAAGGGUAAUGUGGAAUCCCUCCAGUCUUUAUUUCCGUACAGGAAACAACAUUCUAGUCUCCAAAGGGAACCAUCCCAAUUCAGCACAGGAUUUACCGUCAGGAGUUAUAGAAAUCCAAACCAAGCAGAAAUCAUGGCCAACUUUUCUGAGGGUAAUUCACAGCGUCCCCGCACAGUGCCUGUCGACUCUACACAUAAUCGCCCGAUUGUUCCUAGUCCAUAUUUCUUCCGUCACUAUAACAACCCUUACAAUAAGCUUAAUACUAGUGCCUCUAGUGCCAAGUCUCGCAAGUCUGCUCCCUCUCACAUCAAUUUUGAUGGUCAGUUAUCUUCAGUUCCUGGAACAUCACGCAUGGCUGCACUUCCUGGCGCAGGUGCCCUGUCACGGUCCCUGAAAUCUCGAUCUGCGGCCUGGAGUGAAAGUGACUUCAAGCUUCACGGAAAGCUACACGGUACUCCGAGAGAAAUUCUGCCAAGACCAGAAGAGAAUAGUGUUAUGGAGUCUGUGGUUAGAGAAGGAGGAAAACAAGUACAGAUCUCAAUGAAACUAAGCACAGGUCAGGAAUCUGGAAACCCCCCAGACCAAACGAACCCACCCAGCAAAAUGAUGGACACCAUGGAUAAGACGUCAGCCAAAGAGAAGAAGGACAACUUUGAGAUCGAGGUUGCUGACGAGCACGGCAAAGCAGGGCAGGUGGAGAUUGAUUCUCCCGAGGAGGAACUUCAAGAACCCACGCCCAUUAAAGGCAAUGUCCGUAAGACUUCAAUAAGUGAGAAAGUGGAAAGGACGAGAAUGUCUCAAGCCUACAUAGAAACCAUCAAGGAAAAUGCUGAAAAGAGGAAAAAGCAAUUUGAACAGAUGCUGGACGAGCAUGCAGAAAUAGUUCAGGAAAUUGGAAAAGCGGGGAGCAGGGAGGAUUUAGAGGACCAGAGAGACCAUUGAACCCUCCCAGCAUCUAUCCCCACCCCUCAAUCAAACCACUGUGGCAAUGAACAACUUGGAAGACAGCAUGCUAUAUUAAACACAUGUUAUUUUUUAAGGGAUCACAUUUAGUGGUUUUUUGUGAUAGAAAUGGCCAUCUGAUAUAGAGGCUUCGUCAUAGAGGUGAUUGUCAAACAAGAAAAAGACCAUCAUUUGCAGUUAUUUGUAAACUUUAUUUAGACUCUGUCAUUAACUGAGCGGAAAGGAAACUGCCAUUAGAUAUCAUCUACUCCAUUUUGUCUUCCAGACAACAGUUGCUAGGAGACAGAACACUGUGAUAAUUUUAUCGCCAUGAUGACAGAUUAUGUCACCAUGGUGACAAGUUGUAAUUAUUGAUAUAAACGUCUUUAGUUUUCAACAUUCAGAGAUGGCCAAGAAUCUCAUCGGAUAUUCAUUAUUAACUUAAGAAAAGUAUUUUUGGCCAUUGCUUCAUUUAUGUUGCAGGAUGUCUGCAGCGAUUCUUAGAAGUCUGUCUUGGGUCUGAAUUCAUAGAAGUGCAAUUUCAUCUUUUUGUAAGGAGUUUUUCUGAAAUGUUAACAGCUAUUAUAUUCUGUUUGCAUUCAAUCUGUCGAAACAAAACCAUUAAGAAAUUCACCAAAAGACAAAAACUAUUUUUAGAGUUGAUUCUAGCAACCUCAAUGGUUUUGUUGUAUUAGAAUACAUUGUGUGCUUAUAUAAUUAUGACUGGUAUGUUUGUGUCUUAUUUACUAGCAUGUUUUAAGCUUAAAUCAUGUUUUUAACAUUAAAAAGGAAACAUUUUUCAUCCUGUUACACAGAGUGAAUGUCUUGUUGAUAAGGUGUGAGAGUGUCAUUAGUUUUAAUAGAUGCUCACAUUUGUAAUUCACAAGAUAAUUGUGAGCUAUUGUUUGCAUAUGUAUAGGGUCCAUAUAUAUACUUGAAGAAAUUAGAGAAGAUAGUUUUUAAUCAACAAGGGUAUGACUUUUUUUGAAAUACAUAAAAUGUAGAUAAUUUUGUAAUAAUACUGAAAAUGACUUCAGCUUGACUGUAGAUCUUAAGGAUAUAACACAAACAAUUUUUUUUUCUUCCAAAAUUCAAAUAUCUUUGCCUAAAUAUGUGUCUUUCUAACUAAAGAAGUGAUCUCUGUUUACUUAAGCAACUUUAUGUUAGGCCAAGCCACAUAAUUUGGUGAAAAGUGGGAAAAUGUAACUUUACAGUUCAAUAUAAUUUUUGGAAAGAUUUAGAAAUAUAUAAGUUUUGUUACUAUGAAGUUGUUGGGAACAUCUUCAAGUCUAUUUUUACAUUUUACACAAUUCAAAUGUCCUGAUUAGAUUUCCAUUGAAAGAAAUAUUGAAAAAAUAACAAUUUAACUCUUUUGUGUGGGAGAUGAGAAAAUUUGUUUGUGGUAUGUAUCUUAUUGGAAUCACAUGCAUGCAAAAAUACAUGUAUGUACUUCUUUUGUGUUUAUAGAAAUGUUCCGUCUAUACAGGUAUAUUGUAUUGAGCAAAUUUUAGGCAGAAUAAAGAUGACUUAUUUCACUGUAAAAUUUAAGGCUAUAGUUGUAUUGAACAAUGUUGCAGCUACAUAUGUAUAAAAAUAAUCAUGUUAUACUCAAACAGCUAUGCAGAGGAAAAUUCAACAGACAGCUUUUCCAUUUCAAAUCUACCCCACAAAUUUUUUUCUUACACAUAAUCUAUUGCAAUAUUAACUUUUGAUGACUCGAUCUGUUAUGAAUUUUGCUUGAUUCAAAUGUAGUUUGCAGAAUUUUAAUGAAAUGAAAGUGCACCAUAAAUUCAAAUAUAGAUUCAAAUAUUGAAGGCAAGCUGUAGGAUUAAUGACUUUGGCCUUGAGAUCGUAAUACGAAAGAAUUGCAAUCUUGAUGGCGCGACACCUGUUUGUAAAAUGUAUUGAUUUUUAGCUCACCUGAGCCGAAGGCUCAAGUGAGCUUUUCUGAUCAAAAUUUGUCCGUUGUCUGUCGUCGUCGUCGGCGUCGUUGUUGUCGUAAACUUUUCACAUUUUCAUCUUCUUCUCCAGAACUACUGGGCCAAUUUCAAUCAAACUUGGCACAAAGUAUCCUUAGGUGAAGGGGUUUCAAGUUUGUUCAAAUGAAGGGCCACGCCCUCCUCCAAGGGGAGAUAAUUACGAAAUAGCAUAAAAUUAAUGGCAUUAUUGAAAAAUCUUCUUCUCAAGAACCAGUGGGCCAGGAAAGAUGAAACUCAUGUGGAAUUAUUGUCAGGUAGUGUAGAUUCAAGUUUGUUCAAAUCAUGACCCCCGGGGAUAGGGUGGGGCCACAAUGGAUGAUCAAAGUUUUACAUAGGAAUAUAUAGGAAAAAUCUUCAAAAAUCUUCUUCUCAAGAACAGCAAAGCUAUGAUUGGUCAUAUUUAUUUGGAAGCAUCCACAGGUGGUGUAGAUUCAAGUUUGUACAAAUCAUGACCCCCGGGGGUAGGGUGGGGCCACAUUGGACGAUCAAAGUUUUACAUAGGUCUGGAAUAUGUAGGAAAAAUCUUCAAAAAUCUUCUUCUCAAGAACAGCAAAGCUAUGAUUGGUCAUAUUUAUAUGGAAGCAUCCUCAGGUGGUGUAGAUUCAAGUUUGUUCAAAUCAUGACCCCCGGGGGUAGGGUGGGGCCACAAUGGACGAUCAAUGUUUAACACAGGUGUACAUAGGAAAAAUCUUCAAAAAUCUUCUUCUCAAGAACAGCAAAGCUAUGAUUGGUCAUAUUUAUUUGGAAGCAUCCUCAUAUAGUGUAGAUUCAACUUUGUACAAAUUUUGACCCCUGGGGAUAGGGUGGGUCCACAAUGAACGAUCAAAGUUUUACAUAGGAAUAUAUAGGAAAAAUCUUCAAAAAUCUUCUUCUCAAGAACAGCAAAGCUAUGAUUGGUCAUAUUUAUAUGGAAGCUUCAUCAGGUGGUGUAUAUUCAAGUUUGUUAAAAUCAUGACCCCCGGGGGUAGGGUGGGGCCAAAAUGGACGAUCAGUUUAACAUACAUGUAGGUGUACAUAGGAAAAAUCUUCUUCUCAAGAACAGCAAAGCUAUGAUUGGUCAUAUUUAUUUGGAAGCAUCCUCAGGUGGUGUAGAUUCAAGUUUGUUCAAAUCAUGACCCCCGGGGGUAGGGUGGGGCCACAUUGGACGAUCAAAGUUUUACAUAGGAAUAUACAGGAAAAAUCUUCAAAAAUCUUCUUCUCAAGAACAGCAAAGCUAUGAUUGGUCAUAUUUAUAUGGAAGCAUCCUCAGGUGGUGUAGAUUCAAGUUUGUUCAAAUCAUGACCCCCGGGGGUAGGGCGGGGCCACAAUGAACGAUCAAAGUUUUACAUAGGAAUAUAUAGGAAAAAUCUUUAAAAAUCUCAAGAACAGCAGAGCCACGGUUUGUCAUAUUUAUACGGAAGCAUCCUCAUAUAGUGUAGAUUCAAGUUUGUUCAAAUCAUGACCCCCCCCCCCCACUCCCUUUUUAGGGGUAGGUUGGGACCACUUAUGCAUUUAAGCUUUUCAAUACUAAACUGAUUUUUCCUUUUUUCCUAGCCACAGUGCUCAGGUGAGCGAUGUGGCCCUUGGGCCUCUUGUUUUAGCCUGUGACCAUUAAUCAUUACAGAUUAAAUAAAGUUACUUAUUAUAGAUAUAA
This is a messenger RNA of Saccostrea echinata, 5220 nucleotides long. RefSeq lists its product as uncharacterized. The coding region runs from base 7 to 1608 and encodes 533 amino acids. The record is from RefSeq and is a predicted model, not a curated record. The transcript is spliced from 13 exons. Lineage: Eukaryota; Metazoa; Mollusca; Bivalvia; Ostreida; Ostreidae.